Messenger RNA from Pichia membranifaciens NRRL Y-2026, 888 nucleotides. RefSeq lists its product as hypothetical. The record is from RefSeq and is a predicted model, not a curated record. The transcript has a single exon. Bases 1 to 888 code for a protein of 295 amino acids. NCBI's taxonomy places the organism in Eukaryota, Fungi, Ascomycota, Pichiomycetes, Pichiales, Pichiaceae.
AUGGCGACCGCCUCUUCUCCCUUAGCGGCGACAGCUCCACCUGAAACAUCAACAGGCAGCAACGUAUUGAAAACCGGAUUUCUCAGAAGUGAGAAUAAAAUCAUAGAGGAGAUUGUCAACGUGCUCACAAAACCUACUAAAUAUGGAAUCUCCGACAAGGACAUGUUCACCGUGUUCAACAGCUCGUCAUCCAUGCUUGACAAUAUUGUGAACGGCCCAAAAAUGACCACCACGCCGUUUUCUGUGGGUACAGGAGGACAGACUAUCUCCACAAAAAUGGUGGACUUCCAAAAUCUCGUGGCCCUGGGACAGCAACUCGCAGAUAAGCGCAAAGUCAUUAAUAUUGAGAGCCCAGAGGCGGUGAGGGACUCGCUAGAUACCGUCAAGUCGGUGUACAGAACUCUCAGCUCGCAUGUCUACAUCAAUCACGUCAAGACACCUGCAGCUACUGCCGCUGUCACUGCUGCUGCCGCGUCUAGCAAUGAAGGCCAAAGCAGUUGGUGGAAUAUGAUAUACCCAUCCAAGGUCCAAUCCAAGACGUUGGACCCUAAAACCCCACUCGGCGCAGACUCAGUGGCCGAUCGAGAGCACCACAGUAUUCCUUCAAGUACCAAUCCUCUAGAAAGCCAUGACUAUUUCCCCGAUUUGAGGCUCGUGUUGAAAAAUGUUCUGAUACUCUUCAUAAGCUUUUUCAAGCGUUACGACGAACUCGCAAUUAAGGUUGUUCCCCUAGGAAGCCUGGAGCAGGAACUGAUGAGAAAUCUGAAAGACCUGAUGCUUUUGCUAAACGUCAGUAUUCUCAACAAGCUAAUAGAAAUAUUCAAAAUGCUUAACCCCAACAUUAAAUUGAAGGCAGAACAGGAUAUUUUCAUUGUUCUUGCGCCUUAA